Andrographis paniculata is the source of this 7254-nucleotide messenger RNA. RefSeq names its product glutamate synthase 1 [NADH], chloroplastic. NCBI's taxonomy places the organism in Eukaryota, Viridiplantae, Streptophyta, Magnoliopsida, Lamiales, Acanthaceae. The record is from RefSeq and is a predicted model, not a curated record. Gene Ontology annotation, molecular function: glutamate synthase (NADH) activity; iron-sulfur cluster binding; FMN binding. The transcript has 23 exons. Bases 326 to 7024 code for a protein of 2232 amino acids.
GUUUGAGAAGUCUUGCCCAUUCUAUAAAUCGACACACCAAUCGGCGCGGCGAGGCAUCGCGGUUUGCACACUCCUCCACCACAAACGGCGGCGGGUUUCCUCUUCAUUUCGUUCUUCUCAAUUCAGGAUCGUUUAAAUUCGGAUCGCUCGUUCAGUUCCUGAAGAUCAGUGGUUCUAACUGCUUGAACCUCCUCAAGUUUCACCGAGAUCUGACGGGUUACGUUCGUGUGUUUGUUUGACUAAAAUAUUAAUAUCAAUUUUGAAGAAAAGAAGCUGAGAGAAGUUACAGUCCGUUCCGUUUCGGUAAUUUGGGGUUAAGAGAAAUAUGUCGGCGGUUUCUGGAUCGGGGAUUCAGGUUAAAGGCAGCGGCAGCGGCUGUGGUGGUGGCGGUGGCGUUGGAGGUUUGGUGAAGCCGAAAUGCGCCCGGAGCCACCAGCUGAAUGCUGUGUCGGCUUUAAGCGGUAAGGCUGGGGUUUCUCGGGGAUUUGUGGGUAGGCCGAGGAAGGUGAACUUGUACAAUAGAUUUGUUCACGGCGCGAGGCUGCGGAGCGCUGGUGCAGCUACUGGCUCGGAUUUCUCCUCGGGAUUGCAGAGUUUGCAUUUCUGGCGUACGGACGGGCCGGGCCGGGCUCCGAAGCUGAAGGCGGUGGUGAAGAAUGCUUUCUCGCAGGUCCCCGAGAAGCCGGUAGGGCUUUACGACCCAUCAUACGACAAGGAUUCGUGUGGUGUGGGGUUUGUGGCGGAGCUUUCUGGAGAGAGCAGCCGGAAAACGGUUACCGAUGCUAUAGAGAUGUUGGUGCGCAUGGCGCACAGAGGGGCGUGUGGUUGUGAGACAAACACUGGAGAUGGAGCUGGAAUACUCGUGGGCCUUCCGCACGAUUUUUUCAAAGAAGCUGCUAAAGCGUCUGGUUUUGAGCUGCCCCCACCCGGAGAGUAUGCAGUCGGCAUGUUUUUCUUGCCGAUUUCGGAGUCUCGGAGGGAGCAGAGUAAAUCUGUAUUUGCUAAGGUGGCUGAGUCACUUGGCCAUACAGUUCUUGGAUGGCGUCCUGUCCCUACUGAUAAUUCAGGUUUGGGACAGUCUGCCAUUGAAACAGAACCAAUCAUUGAGCAAGUGUUUCUCACACCAAGUCCGAGGUCAAAGGCUGAUUUAGAGCAACAGAUGUACAUUUUAAGGAGGGUAGCAAUGGUGGCUAUCCGAGCUGCAUUGAACCUUCAGCACGGUGCAGUGAAAGACUUCUAUAUUUGUUCGCUUUCAUCAAGGACUGUUGUCUACAAGGGUCAGUUGAAGCCCAAUCAAUUGAAGGAGUACUACUUUGCAGAUCUUGGUGAUGAAAGGUUUACGAGCUACAUGGCCCUGGUCCACUCCAGAUUUUCGACAAACACAUUUCCUAGCUGGGAUCGGGCUCAGCCCAUGCGUGUGCUGGGGCAUAAUGGAGAAAUAAAUACGCUAAGGGGUAACGUCAAUUGGAUGAAGGCUCGAGAGGGUCUCCUAAAAUGCAAGAAACUUGGCCUUUCUAAGGCCGAAAUGAAGAAGCUGCUGCCAAUUGUGGAUGUCAGCUCGUCUGAUUCAGGUGCAUUUGACGGUGUGCUUGAGCUAUUAGUUAGAGCUGGCAGACCUCUCCCUGAAGCCAUGAUGAUGAUGAUUCCAGAAGCGUGGCAGAAUGAUAAGAACAUGGAUCCUCAACGAAAGGCUUUAUAUGAAUAUUUUUCUGCUCUGAUGGAACCAUGGGAUGGACCUGCUCUUAUAUCCUUUACCGAUGGACGAUACCUGGGAGCUACAUUGGAUCGGAAUGGAUUACGCCCUGGCCGCUUUUACAUAACACACAGUGGCAGGGUUAUCAUGGCAAGCGAAGUAGGUGUUGUUGAUGUUCCCCCGGAAGAUGUAUCCAGGAAAGGAAGAUUAAAUCCUGGUAUGAUGCUUCUUGUGGACUUUGAGAAGCAUGUUGUUGUAGAUGACGAAGCCUUGAAGCAACAAUAUUCACUAGCAAGACCCUAUGAAGAGUGGCUCCAGAGGCAAAAGCUCCAGUUGAAAGACAUCGUUGACUCUGUUAGGGAUUCUGAUAGGAUACCUCCUUCUAUAGCCGGUGUUUUGGAUGCAUCUGCUGAAGAUGAAAAUAUGGAGAACAUGGGAAUUCAUGGAUUGUUGUCACCAUUAAAGGCAUUUGGCUACACUGUUGAGUCCUUGGAGAUGCUGUUGCUCCCUAUGGCAAAAGAUGGCAUGGAGGCCCUAGGUUCGAUGGGAAAUGAUGCUCCUCUGGCAGUGAUGUCGAACAGAGAAAAACUAACAUUCGAAUAUUUCAAACAGCUGUUCGCUCAAGUCACAAACCCUCCUAUUGAUCCUAUACGGGAGAAGAUUGUUACUUCCAUGGAAUGCAUGAUUGGCCCGGAAGGAGAUCUUACAGAGACCACAGCAGAACAGUGCCACCGGUUGUCACUUAAAGGACCUUUGCUCUCCAUUGAAGAAAUGGAAGCAAUGAAAAAGAUGAACUACCGGGGCUGGCGAAGCAAAGUUGUUGAUAUUACCUACUCAAAGGAUCUUGGUAGGAAGGGAUUGGAGAAGACUUUAGACAGAAUAUGUAAUGAAGCACAUGAUGCAAUCCAGGAAGGUUAUACUACACUAGUGCUCUCUGAUAGAGCCUUCUCGUCAAAGCGUGUUGCAGUCAGCUCCCUCCUGGCUGUUGGUGCUGUACACCAUCAUCUUGUGAAUAAUCUGGAGCGAACUCGUGUUGCACUGAUUGUUGAAUCUGCGGAACCUCGUGAAGUGCAUCAUUUCUGUACACUUGUAGGAUUUGGUGCGGAUGCUAUCUGCCCGUAUUUGGCAGUUGAAGCCAUUUGGAGAUUGCAAGUUGAUGGAAAAAUUCCACCUAAAGCAGCAGGUGAAUUCCACACAAAGGAGGAGCUUGUGAAAAAAUAUUUUAAAGCUAGCAACUAUGGAAUGAUGAAAGUCCUUGCCAAAAUGGGUAUCUCAACUUUGGCAUCGUACAAGGGAGCGCAGAUCUUUGAGGCUGUGGGUCUUUCUUCAGAGGUGAUGGAGCGGUGCUUCAAGGGAACUCCGAGUAGAGUGGAGGGUGCCACUUUUGAAAAUCUUGCAGAAGAUGCAUUUAACCUGCAUGAGCUGGCUUUCCCAACCCGUGCCUUGCCACUUGGUAGCGCCGAGGCUGUUGCACUCCCAAAUCCUGGAGAGUAUCACUGGAGAAAAGGUGGUGAAGUCCAUCUUAAUGAUCCCCUGGCCAUUGCAAAGUUACAAGAUGCUGCCAGAUCCAACAGUGUAGCAGCGUACAAAGAGUACUCUAAGCGUAUCCAGGAGUUAAAUAAGUCCUGCAACUUGAGAGGACUAAUGCGAUUUAAAGAGGCUGAAGUAAAGAUUCCUUUGGAUGAAGUCGAACCGGCAAGUGAGAUUGUAAAACGCUUUUGUACUGGUGCCAUGAGUUAUGGUUCGAUAUCGCUGGAAGCACAUACAACUCUUGCCAUGGCAAUGAACAAAAUUGGGGGCAAGUCAAACACUGGUGAGGGAGGCGAGCAACCAUCCCGCAUGGAGCCUCUUCCUGAUGGUUCAAGAAAUCCAAAGAGGAGUGCUAUUAAACAGGUUGCCAGUGGAAGAUUCGGAGUUUCUAGCUAUUAUCUUACAAAUGCAGAUGAGUUACAGAUAAAAAUGGCUCAGGGAGCAAAACCUGGUGAAGGGGGUGAACUUCCAGGACACAAGGUCAUUGGUGAUAUUGCUGUGACUAGGAAUUCAACAGCUGGAGUGGGGCUCAUUAGUCCUCCUCCCCAUCAUGACAUCUAUUCGAUUGAAGAUCUCGCACAAUUGAUUCACGACCUCAAGAAUGCCAAUCCGGAUGCUCGUGUAAGUGUGAAAUUGGUUUCUGAAGCUGGCGUUGGAGUGAUAGCUGCAGGUGUUGUCAAGGGUCACGCCGAUCAUGUCUUGAUCUCUGGUCACGAUGGAGGUACAGGAGCUGCAAGAUGGACUGGAAUAAAGAAUGCCGGUCUUCCAUGGGAGCUCGGUCUUGCAGAGACCCACCAAACCUUGGUUGCUAAUGAUCUUCGUGGUCGGACUGUCCUUCAAACUGAUGGGCAACUGAAAACUGGAAGAGAUGUCGCCAUUGCUGCUCUGCUUGGUGCAGAGGAGUUUGGUUUUAGCACUGCUCCUCUUAUUACACUCGGCUGCAUCAUGAUGCGGAAAUGUCACAAAAAUACAUGCCCUGUUGGUAUUGCAACUCAAGAUCCAGUUCUCAGGGCAAAAUUUGCCGGUGAGCCAGAGCACGUCAUCAAUUUCUUCUUCAUGUUGGCCGAAGAAGUCAGGGAAAUCAUGUCUCAACUUGGGUUUCGAACACUGAACGAAAUGGUCGGUAGGUCAGACAUGCUUGAACUGGAUUAUGAAGUGGCCAAUAAUAACGAGAAGCUCAAGCACAUUGAUUUAUCCCUAUUGCUUCGACCGGCUGCUGAUAUCAGACCCAAUGCUGCGCAAUACUGUGUGCAGAAACAGGAUCACGGUUUGGAUAUGGCUUUGGAUAACAAACUGAUAUCUUUAGCUAAGCCUGCCUUGGAUAAGGGUCUUCCAGUGUACAUCGAAUCGCUCAUCUGCAAUGUAAAUCGAGCUGUUGGAACUAUGUUAAGCCACAACGUGACGAAACGCUACCAUCUGGCAGGACUUCCUUCGGACACAAUCCAUUUAAAGCUCAGCGGAAGUGCUGGACAGAGCCUUGGCGCGUUUCUGUGCCCCGGCAUCACAUUGGAGCUUGAAGGAGACAGCAACGAUUAUGUUGGGAAAGGUUUAUCCGGAGGUAAAAUAAUUGUUUACCCCCCUAGAGGCAGCAAAUUUGAUCCGAAAGAGAACAUUGUCAUUGGAAAUGUAGCACUUUAUGGGUCCACAAGCGGAGAGGCGUAUUUCAACGGAAUGGCUGCGGAAAGAUUUGCAGUUCGUAAUUCCGGGGCUAAAGCUGUUGUGGAAGGUGUGGGCGAUCAUGGAUGCGAGUACAUGACUGGCGGAACUGUCGUCGUACUUGGCAGGACUGGAAGAAACUUUGCAGCUGGGAUGAGUGGAGGCAUUGCUUAUGUUCUUGAUGUUGAUUCCACUUUCCGAUCGCGAUGCAAUGCGGAGUUGGUCGAUCUUGAUCCGGUUGAAGAGGAGGAUGACAUUAUGACGCUCCGAAUGAUGAUUCAGCAGCAUCAGCGCCACACGGGAAGCCUACUAGCUAAAGAAGUGCUCGCCGAUUUUGACUCUCUGUUACCAAGAUUCAUCAAGGUCUUCCCUCGCGACUACAAGCGCAUUCUGGCGAGCAAGAAAACCGUGGAAGCAGCCGCGAAAAAGGCCGCAAAAGAAGCGGAUGUGAAAGAAGAGGAAGUGUUAUUGGAAAAGGACGCUUUCGAAGAGCUCAAGAAAAUGGCUGCUGCGACUGCUAAUAACAAUCCAACUCGGGUUGAACAAGGUGAGCAGGUAAAGAGACCUACACAAGAUGAGCCAUUAAAGAGACCUUCCAAGGUUGAUGAUGCUGUCAAGCAUCGGGGCUUCGUAGCUUAUGAGCGAGAAGGCGUUUCAUACAGGGAUCCAAACGCUCGGAUCAAUGACUGGAAUGAAGUUAUGGAAGAGUCUAAACCUGGGCCACUGUUGAAAACCCAGUCUGCUCGGUGUAUGGAUUGUGGUACGCCAUUUUGUCAUCAGGAGAACUCGGGAUGCCCUCUCGGGAACAAGAUACCCGAAUUCAACGAGUUGGUUUAUCAGAACAGAUGGCGCGAAGCGUUGGACAGACUUUUGGAGACGAACAACUUCCCUGAGUUUACAGGCCGCGUUUGCCCUGCUCCUUGUGAAGGUUCUUGCGUACUCGGCAUCAUAGAAAAUCCCGUCUCUAUCAAGAGUAUCGAGUGUUCCAUCAUUGAUAAAGCUUUCGAGGAAGGCUGGAUGGUGCCACGACCCCCUGCCAAGAGAACCGGGAGAAGUGUCGCUGUUAUCGGAAGUGGCCCUGCCGGCUUGGCUGCUGCCGAUCAGCUAAACAAAAUGGGUCAUGCCGUGACAGUGUUUGAGCGUGCCGACAGAAUUGGCGGUCUAAUGAUGUACGGCGUGCCAAACAUGAAGGCCGAUAAAGUCGAUAUAGUGCAGAGACGGGUCGACCUCAUGGAAAAGGAAGGAGUCAAAUUUGUCGUCAAUGCUAACGUUGGAAAAGACCCUUCGUAUUCGCUCAAUCAGCUUCGUGAGGAUCACGAUGCCAUUGUUUUGGCCGUAGGCGCCACAAAACCGAGGGAUCUCCCUGUUCCGGGACGAGACCUCUCCGGAGUCCACUUCGCCAUGGAAUUCCUACACGCCAACACGAAAAGUUUGCUCGACAGCAACCUUCAGGACGGUAAGUACAUUUCGGCUAAGGGCAAGAAAGUCGUCGUGAUAGGCGGAGGUGACACCGGCACGGACUGCAUCGGCACAUCGAUUAGACACGGCUGCAGUAACAUCGUAAACCUCGAGCUUCUUCCCGAGCCGCCACGGACGAGAGCUCCCAACAACCCGUGGCCUCAGUGGCCUCGUGUAUUCCGUGUGGACUACGGACACCAAGAAGCUGCGACCAAAUUCGGUAAGGAUCCGAGAUCGUACGAAGUGCUGACAAAGCGCUUCAUAGGAGAUGAGAACGGCGUCGUCAAGGGGGUCGAGGUUGUCCAUGUCAGUUGGGAGAAGGAUGCCAGCGGGAAAUUCCAAUUCAAGGAAGUCGAAGGUUCUGCGGAAAUUAUCGAGGCGGAUCUGGUGCUGCUGGCGAUGGGAUUCCUCGGCCCGGAACAGACGCUGGCGGAGAAACUGGGAUUGGAGCAAGAUGCGCGGUCGAACUUCAAGGCGGAGUACGGGCGAUUCUCGACGAAUGUGGAAGGGGUGUUUGCUGCGGGGGAUUGCCGGAGGGGACAAUCGCUGGUGGUGUGGGCGAUAUCAGAGGGAAGACAGGCGGCGGCACAAGUCGACAAGUAUCUGAUGGCGGCGGAGGGCGGUGAUGCGGCGGCGGAAUGUGUUGAGAGCCAACAGGACAGCAAUAGGGAGAGAGUGAUGACAUGAAAUGAAAUUAAAGAAGGUAUGCUCUGUCUGAAUUUGAAUUAGCUUUAGCUGCCUUGCCUUGUGUGUUCACUUGUUUGUUUGUUGAAAGAGAGAGGGAACGAAGGAGGAUUUAGGAUUUGUUUCGUUAUGCAUUUGUUUUUUCUCUGUUCGUUCUAAAUAAGAAAUAUUGGUAAAUGGUAAUGACUAUGGUGGUUGGUACCUAGUAAUAAUAAUGUACAGUGUUUAGCGUG